Aaosphaeria arxii CBS 175.79 is the source of this 495-nucleotide messenger RNA. RefSeq lists its product as uncharacterized. Bases 126 to 419 code for a protein of 97 amino acids. The transcript has a single exon. Lineage: Eukaryota; Fungi; Ascomycota; Dothideomycetes; Pleosporales. The record is from RefSeq and is a predicted model, not a curated record.
ACCUAACAUUUAUACAUCCACCCACCGAAAAAGUCGCCGUAGGAAUUAGCUACCAGUGGCUGUCCUACUAACAAGCCAGACGGCCAGCAAAGACGACGGCACGUCCCGAGCGACACCGACGAAUCAUGCUGCCAGAAAAAAACUUUUUAUCCCCCAUCGCCCUCUUCGCUGUCCCCUUCGCUACUCUGGUACCACGCGAAGCCCUUUCCGGACCAAUCACCCGUUUUGACGUCACUUUUCUCGUCCUCUCCAUACCUACGUGCCCCACCAUCGCUGUCUAUUACGGCAUGUCGAGGUCAGCUCAGUUCAUAAUCACCAUGUGUAGUCUGUGCUUUGGAACGAUGGAUAUAAGUAUAAUAAGUUUCGUCAUUUUUUUUUGUAAAUAUAUAUCUAUACGGGGUGUUUACUACUUCGAGUGAUUAAUUAUGUAAAAGCGUAGAUGGUAAAUAUAUGUCUGGACAGCCGGGAGACAGAAAAGAAGAUACAUGAUUUCCG